This is a messenger RNA of Paramisgurnus dabryanus, 2535 nucleotides long. RefSeq names its product tripeptidyl peptidase I (gene tpp1). Gene Ontology annotation, molecular function: serine-type endopeptidase activity; tripeptidyl-peptidase activity. NCBI's taxonomy places the organism in Eukaryota, Metazoa, Chordata, Actinopteri, Cypriniformes, Cobitidae. The record is from RefSeq and is a predicted model, not a curated record. Gene Ontology annotation, biological process: proteolysis; central nervous system development.
CAGAAGAAACUUCCUCCUCGUGCGCAAUAAAAUAUCAGCUGAUACUCACGUGACCGUCACAUGACUGAUGCAUUCAGACCGAUUCCAUUGCUGUUGGUUUUCCUCACAUAUUAAGUUACGCGCGAACACUAUGCUGCUUGUUUUUGUCCUGAGCUUCAUUUGGCUGGUCAGUGGGAAGCUGCUGGAGUCAGAUCAAGAUGUUUCCGUUCCUGAGGACUGGAUCCUUCUUGAACGGGUCAAACCUUUGGAAGAAGUGGAGCUCACAUUUGCACUGAAGCAGCAAAAUGUUGGCCGUUUGAAAGAGUUACUGAAACUAGUGUCAGACCCAGAUUCACAACAAUAUGGGAAGUUUAUGAGCUUAGAAGAAGUGGCUGCACUUUUACAGCCUUCGCAACUGACCCAGAAAGUCGUGCAGAAUUGGCUUCGGAGUUAUGGGGUCAAAAACUGUCACACGGUUGUAACUCAGGACUUUCUUCAAUGUGCCAUGACUGUUCAGGUGGCUGAAGCGUUACUCCCAGGUGCCAAAUUUCACCGCUACAAGAGAGAUGCUCGCACACUGUUGAGAUCAACCUCCCUAUACUCCGUUCAUGAAGAUGUGCAUCAACAUCUAGACUUUGUGGGUGGAGUUCAUCGUUUUCCACCACGAGGAAGGGAUUUCAGUAAAAGCUUAGAAGAAAAACCAUCAGCAUGGUAUCACUUGGGUGUCACACCUUCGGUUAUUAGAAGUCGCUAUAACCUUACUUCAAAAGAUGUGGGCACUGCUUCAAACAACAGUCAAGCAGUAGCACAAUUUUUGGAGCAGUACUAUCACCCUGCAGACUUGUCUGAGUUUAUGAGUCUGUUUGCUGGAGGAUUUCCGCACGUGUCAGAAGUCGAGCGGGUCGUGGGCACUCAGGGCGGCGGUAAGGCCGGCAUCGAGGCUAGUUUGGAUGUGGAGUACAUCAUGAGCAGUGGAGCCAACAUUUCUACAUGGGUCUUCACCAAUCCAGGCCGUCAUGAGACCCAGGAGCCUUUUCUUCAGUGGAUGGUGCUGCUCAGCAACAUGUCUGCCGUACCUUGGGUCCACACCAUCAGCUAUGGGGAUGAUGAAGACAGUCUUUCUGUUGCCUAUAUGGACCGCAUAAAUGUUGAGUUCAUGAAAGCAGGCCUCAGAGGGAUCUCCAUGCUCUUUGCUUCUGGUGACAGUGGAGCUGGUUGUUGGCAUCUAACAAAAGAAAGAAAUACCUUUAGGCCUAGUUUUCCCGCAUCCAGUCCCUAUGUGACCACCGUGGGUGGGACAUCUUUCAAGAAUCCGUUUAAAGUCAGUUAUGAGGUCACAGAUUACAUCAGUGGCGGUGGCUUUAGUAACGUGUUUGCAAUGGCAGAUUAUCAGGCUGAUGCGGUUGGGAAGUAUCUGAAAAGUGUUCAGUCUUUACCACCGCAGACUUAUUUUAACUCCAGCGGACGAGCUUAUCCAGACCUAGCAGCACUUUCUGACAAUUACUGGGUUGUCACCAAUCGCGUGCCCAUCCCGUGGGUUUCUGGAACUUCGGCUUCAACUCCAGUCGUAGGGGGAAUUCUUUCUCUCAUUAAUGACCAACGCUUCCUAAAGGGUCUGCCCUCUUUAGGAUUCCUCAACCCUCGCCUUUACAAAUUGCAAGGCAAAGGCCUUUAUGAUGUAACUGAGGGAUGUCACCUAAGUUGUCUGGAUGAUAAAGUUGAAGGAAAGGGUUUCUGUGCCUCCACUUCAUGGGAUCCAGUAACAGGAUGGGGAACACCCAACUACCCUGUUCUUCUGCAAGCUCUGUUGGAUUGAUCCACUGCCUUUUUAAUCAAAUUGCAAGUGAAAAUUGCACCAAUGUUCAAAACUUUACUUAAAAAAACCUUUAGCAGAUAUCUUAGUUUUGUUACUUAGUAGAAUAAUUGCAAUUUCAUAGAUCAUUAUGAAUAAUCAAGUCAUUUUCAAUCUUUGGUUGAUUUCAUCCAUACAGUAUAUAGCCCCAUUUUUUUUCCAAACUAUUCCUGUCACUUAUUUUCAGACGAGUUUGGUAAAGGUAUUGAUGAUAUCUGGUGCAGACCACAGUCUACUGUUUCACAUUCAACAACAUAAUUACAAGCAACAAAUACUAGGCUUUAUAUGAAUUUGAUCUUUACUACCAAGUUUUCAGAAGACUGACCUGAUCAAUUCAACUCAAGUGCAAUAUUUUCUAUUGUUUGCUCUUAGAAAAUUAAUGAAAACAGAUCUCUUUUUCAUAAAUUUUAGAUUUGGGUGUCAAUGUUUAAAUGUAGCAUAUAAGCCAGACAAGUAAUAGAAGUUGACAGCUACAAAAACCAAUGCCAUUUUUUAGUUUUUGGGUUGAUUUGUUUAGAGAUCCUCAGGGAUUGAAAUGUUGAAUGGACUGUGCUAUAACUUGAUUGUUGAUAUGACAGAAUUGCUUUUCUACUAAGGUGCACUAAAUGUUUUUGAAAGAUGCUUUUUUUCUCUGAAAAGGUACAUGAAUAUUUUAAGAUCAAUGUUUUUUUUUUAGUUUGAAAGAAAUAAAGUUUUAUUUUGAA